This is a messenger RNA of Armigeres subalbatus, 2059 nucleotides long. It is a transcript of the gene Ilk, whose product is annotated as integrin-linked protein kinase. Gene Ontology annotation, molecular function: ATP binding; protein kinase activity; protein binding. Lineage: Eukaryota; Metazoa; Arthropoda; Insecta; Diptera; Culicidae. Gene Ontology annotation, biological process: protein phosphorylation; signal transduction. Gene Ontology annotation, cellular component: cytoplasm. The record is from RefSeq and is a predicted model, not a curated record. The transcript is spliced from 5 exons. The coding region runs from base 264 to 1610 and encodes 448 amino acids.
UCAACAACAAUGACGUCACCAUCUUCAUUAAUCGAAAAAACCAACGAAGGCAGCUGCAAGUGAUCGCAAUAUUCUACCGAAAUGUGUUUAAAUUCGAGAUAAUUGAAACUAAAACAGUGUUAAGCAUUAGCAUUGAUCCGAAAUUACCGGAAGAAAGUGAAAAACAACAUCGAAAGGGAAAAAUAAGCAAACAGCAGUCAUUUUUCGUUGACUCGCAGCCAAGUGGGAGUUGUCUCGAAGGUGAAAACUAAAUCCGCUGCAGAAUGGAGGACAUUUUCCACUGGUGCCGCGAGGGAAACUCCAUCCAGGUGCGUCUCUGGCUGGACGACACCGAGCAUGACAUGAAUCAAGGAGAUGAUCAUGGAUUUAGUCCACUGCAUUGGUGCGCUAAGGAGGGCCAUACGAAACUGGUUGAGAUGUUGCUGCACCGCGGGGCUCGAGUUAACGCCACCAAUAUGGGUGAUGAUAUUCCGCUGCAUCUGGCUGCAGCACACGGGCAUCUGGAGAUUGUUCAAAUGCUGAUUCGCUACCGUUCAGAUGUGAACGCUGCCAACGAACAUGGCAACACGCCACUUCACUAUGCUUCCUUCUGGGGCUAUCAACCGAUCGCCGAAGAGCUGGUCAACAAUGGUGCUUUGGUUUCGCUAGCCAACAAGGAUGGCGAUACUCCGCUGGACAAGGCUAAGGCUCAGCUAGCUACUCGUUUGCACAACCUUGCCAUCGAAAGCGGACAGGAGUUGAAAAAGAUCAGCUUCAAGGACCAAAGUUGGCUGGGUCUGAAGACGCGAUCUCGCGAUGCGACACUUUCCCGAUACAAGGGAAUCAACAUCCAGGACUUGACGCUGCACACCAAGCUGGCUAUUACUGCGGGAGGCGAGACCUGGCGCGGUAAAUGGCAGAACAAUGAUAUCGUUGCAAAAAUUCUGUCAAUACGCGAGUGCAAUGCACGCGUCAGCCGGGACUUCAACGAGGAGUUCCCAAAACUGCGCAUCUUUUCUCAUCCGAAUAUUCUACCGGUGAUCGGAGCAUGCAAUGCUCCGCCUCGCUUGAUCGUAAUCAGUCAGUACAUGCCGAGAGGCUCGUUGUACGACUUGUUGCAUGGUGCUGCCGGAAUCGUUGUCGAUACGGCCCAAGCGGUGCGGUUCGCGCUGGAUAUUGCCAGGGGUAUGGCAUAUCUACAUUCACUGGAGCGAAUUAUUCCGGAGUAUCAUCUCAAUAGCUUCCACGUCAUGAUCGACGAUGACCUGACGGCCCGAGUCAACAUGGCGGACGCCAAGUUCUCCUUCCAGGAGCGUGGACGCGUCUACCAGCCGGCAUGGAUGAGUCCGGAAAUGCUUCAACGGAAACGUAGCGAUCGCAACUGGGAGGCGUGUGACAUGUGGAGCUUCGCCAUCUGUAUUUGGGAGUUGGCAACGCGGGAAGUUCCUUUUGCGGAGCUGUCGCCGAUGGAAGCCGGUAUGCGAAUCGCUACCGAAGGUCUAAGAGUGACGAUUCCCCCGGGAACGUCACCCCAUCUGUCGAAAUUGAUCAAAAUUUGCAUGAACGAAGAUUCGGGAAAGCGUCCCAAGUUUGACAUGAUUAUACCGAUUCUGGAAAAAAUGAAACGCUGAAAUGGGAAACGAAUCAUCGGGGAAAAAAAUUAUGUGCCUUCAAAUGUUUUGUCUUCUUAUUUAUUUAAACACAAAAACAAACUUCCUAACAAACCGACAAGAUUGUUUUAACCUGCCAAAAUGUAACAGUGUGCUGAUUUAUUAACAACACGAACACGACACAAAAUGUUCUGGCGACAAUAUAUCGUGUUAGGUUUCGUACUACAAGUUGAAAAAUGUAACAAAUAAUUUCAAGCAAAGCAACAACUCAAAGUGUCUUACUCGUGUCUAAAUAGUAGAUAGUAUUAAAGAGGAUUUUAGUGGCAGCUGUCAAUGCAAAUCAACUGCACAAAUUAACUGAUCUUAAAAUUGGAGGGUAGUCGAUGCAUGUUUGUAAAUGUAAUAUGUAACAGUUUAGAAAUGUAGCGACAGAUUUAUAUUUAAUAAACGUUUAUUGACGACCAAAAGGA